Molecule: messenger RNA, 1702 nt
Organism: Xenopus laevis (African clawed frog)
Lineage: Eukaryota; Metazoa; Chordata; Amphibia; Anura; Pipidae
Gene: stard15.L
Product: StAR-related lipid transfer (START) domain containing 15 L homeolog
Exons: 7
Coding region: 692-1492 (266 amino acids)
Cellular component (GO): membrane; cytoplasm; cytosol
Molecular function (GO): lipid binding
Source: RefSeq, a predicted model, not a curated record
GACCGCAUAGCGUUAAGGGGAUUCAUGCUCGACUGGAGGCCUUCAACAAUCCCUUUGUGGUUUUUGCAGAACCUUUGCACAAUUCCCAGUUUGUGAUCAGCAGAGUUGGUGCAGCAGCAGAGCACUUUGCAAAGGUACUGCAGUGUGCGUGGCACUCAGUGUAACAAGCCUAGGCUCUGCGCCUGCUGCAGCCCAAGGAGAUUUUACGGGCCUUGCUUAAUGGACUUGCUGAUGAGACUGUCCAGUGGUCAGUGAAAUCAGUCACUGCUGCAAAGUCAAACAGAUGGAGGCUGAGAGAGACAGGAAUCAAGGAAAAGGAAGGGGUGGCUGCCUACUAGCAAGAAAAGAGGAGGGAGUGGAAGCAAUGGGCAGGGUGAGAAACCUAAGACACCUGUGUGAUGUUACCUGCUGAAUAAUAGACAACGUGAAGCACAAGACUAGGAUACAAGAGACAGGUUUAGUGAGCUGUGCACCAGCUGCAGGACAGUACAGAAGCCAGUCUCAUAUAUAUCUGUAGAGCACAGAAUUGGGCACAGCAGCACCCCCUGUAUAUUCAUUUCCAGGACGAUUUUUGUCCUUGGAUCUCUUCAUGUAAAGCCAAACUAGCAGAAUAGUAGGGUCAGUGAAUCGAGGAGGUCGAGCGUUAACCCAUCAGCAUCUGCAAAAGAACGAUCCUGACCGUACUGGAGACAUGGUGCACAUUCCUGAUGAUGCAGACUUUAACUCAUUUCGGGAGCAAUGCGAGAACCACGAGGGUUGGCAGUGCCAGUAUAAUAAGGGGGGAGUGACGGUGUGGAGUGAAGAACAGGACAGUGGCAAGGCUGUUAAGAAACUUAAGAUGCAAAUUACCUGCAAAGAUGUUCCAGCUGAAAUACUCUAUGAUGUUCUCCAUGAUACAAGCUACCGCAAAAAGUGGGAUUCCAACAUGAUUGAGACCUAUGAUAUCGGGAGGCUGACUGUCAAUGCAGAUAUUGGAUACUACUCUUGGAAAUGUCCAAGCCCUUUGAAGAAUAGAGAUUUUGUCACCCUGCGGUCUUGGCUUCCUCUUGGCAAUGAUUACAUGAUUAUCAAUUACUCUGUGAAGCACCCGAAACACCCUCCUCGUAAAGACUUUGUAAGAGCGGUCUCAUUACAGACAGGCUAUCUUAUUAAAGCCAAUGGUUCCAACAGCUGCACGCUCUUCUAUCUGACCCAAGUGGAUCCUAAAGGAUCCUUACCGAAAUGGGUGGUCAACAAAGUUUCCCAGUUUGUGGCCCCAAAGGCAAUGAAGAAAAUCUACAAGGCCGGAGUCAAGUAUCCAGAAUGGAAGCGGAAGCAUGAGCCAGAUUACAAGCCGUGGGUCUAUCCAGAACAAAACACACUACCGACUGUCAACUUGGCAGACUUGACCAUCCAGAGAGCAGACGAGCUGGAAAAUAUAGACGAGAGCGGCGUUUCUGAAGAGCGGAUGCACAUCAGUGAUGAAGAAGAUGGUUUUUCAAAGGACUCUUAAGGGGAUUCUGUAUGAAUGAAGUCUAUUAGCAAUGUGCUUCCAUCUUCUUUGUACUUUAUUUUUACUGUCAACCUUGUCUCCCAUUCAGUACUAACUCCUAACAUCUUCUUCUAGGGACACCAAUGCUAUAGUCAGAUGGCUGUUAUAAGAAAGAGCAGUGCAGCAUUCCACAACGCUGAUUCAAUUAACAAUAAAAGAUCAUAAAUUAUA